This is a messenger RNA of Colletotrichum siamense, 4701 nucleotides long. It is a transcript of the gene tif471, whose product is annotated as Eukaryotic translation initiation factor 4 gamma. Gene Ontology annotation, cellular component: eukaryotic translation initiation factor 4F complex. Gene Ontology annotation, molecular function: mRNA binding; translation initiation factor activity; protein binding. The record is from RefSeq and is a predicted model, not a curated record. Bases 1 to 4701 code for a protein of 1566 amino acids. The transcript has 4 exons. Lineage: Eukaryota; Fungi; Ascomycota; Sordariomycetes; Glomerellales; Glomerellaceae.
AUGACUUCGACUGCCAGCCCCCAGUCCAACCCGGCGCCCAACUCCUCUGCUGCGACUUCGGCUCCUUCAUAUGCGUCCGCUGCCGGUGCGAACAAGAAGCAAGCCUCCACGCCGCUGAUUGCGACGGGAUCCAACCCACCUGUGGUGGUCGGUGGCUCCUCUGCGCAAAAUGCCAAGCCGUCUGCUCCGUCACCUGUAAAUGGACGUCCCCCCAUCACUCCUGCUGUGCCUGCUGCCCCAGCAGUCGCCCACGGUUCCUCGAACAUGAACGGAAACGCGGCUGACCACAGCCGCAAGAGCUCCGUCACUCUUGCCAACGGUCCCAACAGCUUCGCUCCCAACGGUGGCCCCGUCGGUGGUUCCAAGCCUGGUAUCCAAUUUGGCUACAAUUCACCCGCUGUUGCGCACAGCACUCCUCAGUCUACCGCGGCUCCUAUCCCCAUCCCUGGAGCUCAUCAGAGGGUGCCCUCUCCUGCGCACUCUCCCUCGCCUAUUCCUCAGCCUUCCGCUAGCGGUGGCCGCCCUCCUUCUGGUAUGGCUCACUCCGGGGCGAUGACAUUUGGCAGUCUUGGAAGCGAUGGCGAUCGCCACAUGAGACAAGCCUCCACUCCUCAGUCCCAGGCCGCUCUGCCCGCCCAGCCUGGCUCUCAUAUUAGACGAGAAUCGGGCGUCUCUCAGCACAGCGAUGUGAGCGGGCCUGUUGGUCCUAACCAGGGCCCAAACCGUCAAGGUUUCCAGCCUCAGGGCGGCCGAGGCCGUGGCUUCAACCCGCAGCACCCUCCCUACAAUGCCAACAUGGGUUUCCCGCCUGGCCAGCAGUACGGCAACGGUCGCGGACGCGGUGCCAUGCCCCCUUCCUUCCAUCCCGGACGUACGAUGCCUUACCCGAACUCGCCUCAGCCGACCCGAAGCCCGGCUCUGGCCCAGUCCCAGCCAGGAACCCCGAACAUGGCUCCGGCUCAGAUGCACCCGAUGCCUAUGGCCACUCCGCCUCAGCACUAUUACCCGCCACCCAACAUGGCGCCCCAACAAGUACAGCACCCCUCCUCCUUUCCAGAUGUUUAUGUUCCGUCUUUCAAUUCGUCUACUUUAUCUACCAAGAAUAAGCGGAAGAAUCAGCGUCGUGACUGGGAUAAGUCGUCCCAGAAGUCUCGGCAUGCAGACUUGUCACAUGAGUCGCAAUUGAAUGUCAACAGACCUCGACGCCACAGUCGGCGUGAAGAGCAAAUCUGGGUGACUGAUCAUGAGCGAUAUCAUCUGGGCAACAUGCCGCACAACGAGUUCCAGCCGGGCUACUUCCCAGAGCAUGGCGAAUUUAACUUCGCUGAUCAGCUUCCGAUGGCGCCUGAUGAAUCUUUCCUUGCGCUCCCCCCAGUUCCUCUUGAUCUUUCGCCCGAAACUGGUAAUUACGAGAGAUUGCUAACUCAAGCGAAACAGCAACAGUACGGAUACCCUCCCCCUCAGGGCCAGUUCGACAACUACGGCAGACCCAUUUACUACAACCAGAUGGGGUACAUGCCCUCCCCCCCCGGCGCUCCCCCGGCCUUCCAGCCUGGGUUUGUGCCUCCCCCUUUCCACCAGCCUGCUCCGACUGCCAUGUCACGUACAUCUUCGCACUCGGAACGGCCGUCUUCAAGCACUGGUCAACCGGCCGCGCCUGUUGUCUCUGGUACACCCCAGCCUCAAAAUGCUCAGGUUAAGACCCCAAUGGUUGUCGGUAACAACUUUGUUCGCCCCAAGAAGAGCGCGGCCAUCGUCAUCAAGAAUGCUGCGGGUGAGGCUGUUGACUUCAAGAGCAUGAAGACCCCGUCUUCUCCUGCUCCAAGCAUUCAGCAAUCCAAGACUCCCCCGAUUGUGACUUCUACCCCUACCCCUCCACCGAAGUCAGCGACGCCAUCCCAUGUCCGUAACGAUAGCCAAGCCACCCCGAAGACUGCUCGCGAGAUCCAGGACGAGCUUAGAGCCAAGAUCCAGCAAGCCACCAAGGGUGGCGAGGAUAAGGCUAAGGAAGAGGCCGAGGCCAAGGCGAAGGCUGCCGAGGAGGAGAAGAAGACUGCCGAAGCUAAGGCCAAGGCUGAAGCUGAGGAGAAGGCCAAGGAGGAGGCUCGCAAGGCCGAGGAAGAAGCUGCCGAGGCCAAGCGUAAGGCUCAGGAAGAAGAGAAGGCCAAGGCUGAAGCUGACGCCAAGGCCGAAGCUGAGGCUAAGGCUAAGGCAGAGGCUGAGAAGCCCGCCGAACCUGUCGCUGAGGCCGAAACCGAGGACGAACGAAUGGAACGCAUGAUCAGGGAGAUGGAAGAAGAGGAUGCUCGUCGCGAGAAGGAGGCUGCGGAAUACAACGCGAAGAAGGCCAUCGAAAAGGAGGCUGCGAAGAAGGCCGAGGAGGAGAAGAAGAAGGCCAACGCUGCCGACGAAGAUCGCAAGCUCCGCGAGGCUGAACGUGAGAUGGAGCGUCUUGAGGAGGAGAAGGAGAGGAAGCGUGCCCAGGGUGCCUCCUCUGCCCCCUCUGUUGCCGAGCUUCUUGCGAAGAGUAAGUCAGGAGACCUUCCCGACGAGCCUGCCAAGGUUGGCGACGUCGCCGACAAGCUCUCUACCCUGAGCAUUGGUGGCGAUUCAAAGGCUUCCACUCCUACUGAGGCGUCUGCGCCCAAGGCCACUCCUACCGAGAAGCGUGGAGCCAAGCCUUCCCCUCUCAACCUCGCCCCCCUCAACACCAAGCCUGUCGAGCCGCCUCAGCCCAGCGCCGCUCUCCAGUCACUCAAGUCUGCCCGCUUCUUGCAAGUUAUCAACCAGGAUACCUACCCUGCGGGAAUCAGCUCCCCCAACCCCGCACUCAACGCCGCUGUCGCCAAGAAGGGCAAGACCUUCAAGUACGACGCUCAGUUCUUGCUCCAGUUCCAGAAGGUCUUUACCGAGCAGCCUUCCAUGGAAUUCCAUCAACAGGUCAAGUCUUUGAUUGGUGACAACGAUGGCUCCCGUUCCGCUUCUACUCCCCGUGCUGGAUCUGGCCGCGGAAACUCUCAACGCGGCUCUGCUGCCGGAGUGAUGGGCAAGUUCGGCGCCCCUGGCGGCCCCAUGAACCCCAACGUCAGAGGCACAACUUCUGCUGAACGCUUCGCCAUGUCCAAUGCUGCUAUGAGCGCAGGCGGCAUGGGUGGUAUGGGCAACUUCCGUCCCUCCUUCCCUGUCGCUGGACAGAUGGCUCGCACGCCUUCCUCCUCCAACAUGGGACCCAACUCGCCUAGAACUCGUUCUCAAAGAGGAGGUGGUAGUAGACGCAACGACUUCAACGUCAAGGAGGCGCAGGCAGCUAAGACCAUGCCUCUUACGCAGGGCAUGGAAGUCAAGCCUAUCGCGGUCUCCGCUACCGGUUGGAAGCCUACCAGCAUUGGAAAGGGUGGUGCCGCCGGUAGCGGUGCUGCUGCAGACCACAUGGAUCCCGAAAUGGUCCAACGUAAGGUCAAGGCCGCGCUCAACAAGAUGACCCCCGAGAAGUUCGACAAGAUUGCCGACCAGAUCCUCGCCAUUGCGGGCCAGUCCAAGGACGAGUCUGACGGCCGCACCCUUCGCCAGGUUAUCCAGCUCACCUUUGAGAAGGCGACUGAUGAAGCUCACUGGGCCUCAAUGUACGCCAAGUUCUGCAAGCGCAUGCUUGACACAAUGAGCGCCGAGAUUCGCGACGAGAACAUCAAGGACAAGAAUGGUGUUGUUGUUAGUGGCGGUGCUCUGUUCCGCAAGUACCUGCUCAACCGCUGUCAAGAAGAGUUCGAGCGUGGUUGGAAGGUCAACUUGCCAGAGCUCAAGGAAGGCGAGAAGGACAAGGCUACCGGAGAGGCUGUCAUGCUGUCCGACGAAUAUUACAUUGCUGCUGCCGCCAAGCGUCGUGGUCUUGGUCUGGUUCAGUUCAUUGGUGAGCUAUACAAGCUCGGCAUGCUGACUGAACGUAUCAUGCAUGAGUGUGUACGCAAGUUGGUUGACUACGAGGGCGUGCCCGACGAAGCAGAGAUUGAGUCUCUUUCCAAGCUGCUGAGAACAAUUGGCGGCAACCUCGAUGCAUCAGACAAGGGCAAGCAGCUGAUGAAUGCCUACUUCGAACGCAUUCAGCACAUGGUCGACAUGCCCGAGCUCGCCAGCAGAUUGAAGUUCAUGCUCAUGGACGUCAUUGACCUCCGUAGGUCUGGUUGGUCUUCCAAGGAGGCCAACAAGGGCCCAAAGACUCUGGAGGAGAUCCGUGCCGAGGCUGAGGCUGCUGCCAUCCAGAAGGCUCAGGAGAACCAGCGCAGCGGCAGCCAGCGUGGGGGGCCUGGCGGUCGUCCCAACCUUGGUCGUGGCGAUUCCCGCAACUUUUCGUCUGGCUACAUGCAAGCUGCUUCCAACCAGGUUGGUAUGGAUGACCUGCGCCGCCUGAAGGGUUCUACCAGCAGAGCCGCCAGCGGCAAUGUCACUCUUGGACCUACGUCCAUGUUUGCCUCGCGCAGCAACAGCGGCCGCCGACUCGGCCCUGGCGGCUCCCUCGGCCGCCCUGGCGAGGACUCUGGUGCUUCUUCCCGCACCGGCACACCGCCUACCACUCAGCACACCAACGCUUUCAGCGCACUCGCCAAUUUGGACAGCGAAAACCCAGCCUCUCCUCCCUCGACUGCGGCAUCGCCUGCACUGUCCAAGGCCGUUCCUGACAGCUCCGCUGCCGGCGGAGACAAAUGA